UAAAUUCACCAGCACUUAGUCUUAACACUGAUGGUAUCCACAUCGAGAACACGGUCUAUCAGCAUCUAUAGUUCCAUGAUAAGCAAUGGUAACAGCUCUCCUUAUCUCAAUCACACAAUGAUCUUCAUUUCAAGUAGUAAAUAUGAUUUAUUAAACUAAGUGCUCGAUGAUCAAAACAGGCGAUGACUGCAUUUCCAUCGGCACUGGUUGUUCUAAUGUCGACAAAGAAAAUGUUACCUGUGGACCUAGCCAUGGCAUAAGGUACUCCAAGUUCUCAUACUGAAAUUAAAUUCUUUGCUAUUUCUAUGAUCUUCUAAUCCAAAUGGUAUUAUACAGUAUCGGGAGCCUCGGCAUGCACAACUCGCAGGCUUGCGUUUCGAACAUAAGGGUCAAGAAUGCAGUGAUCAGGAACUCUGACAAUGGGGUCAGGAUCAAGACAGGGCAGGAUGGGAUGGGCUCAGUAACAAGCAUUAGCUUUGAGAACAUCAUCAUGGAGAAUGUGAAAAACUGCAUCAUUAUAGACCAGCAUUAUUGCCCAACCAAGCAGUGUAUGAAUCAAACAACAGCGGUCUACGUAACGGAUGUCUCAUACAUGAACAUAAAGGGGACAUAUGAUGUCAGGAGCCCGCUGAUACACUUUGCUUGCAGCGACGCAUUGCCUUGCACCAACAUGACCAUGUCUGAUGUGGAGCUGCUCCGAUUUGAUGGAGAGUUGGUGGAUGACCCCUUUUGUUGGAAUGCCUAUGGGAGAACGGAGACACUAACAAUUCCACCUAUCUCUUGCUUGCAGGAAGGGGAGCCUCAGUCCAUCAAAGAGAACCUUAGAUUAGGUUGCUGA
This is a messenger RNA of Elaeis guineensis (African oil palm), 838 nucleotides long. The record is from RefSeq and is a predicted model, not a curated record. NCBI's taxonomy places the organism in Eukaryota, Viridiplantae, Streptophyta, Magnoliopsida, Arecales, Arecaceae.